Anguilla rostrata (American eel) is the source of this 4246-nucleotide messenger RNA. RefSeq names its product xin actin-binding repeat-containing protein 1. The coding region runs from base 318 to 3617 and encodes 1099 amino acids. The record is from RefSeq and is a predicted model, not a curated record. Gene Ontology annotation, molecular function: actin filament binding. Gene Ontology annotation, cellular component: stress fiber; actin cytoskeleton; plasma membrane. Lineage: Eukaryota; Metazoa; Chordata; Actinopteri; Anguilliformes; Anguillidae. Gene Ontology annotation, biological process: actin cytoskeleton organization; actin filament bundle assembly. The transcript is spliced from 8 exons.
CCAGUGAUUGGUUUAGUCGACAAUUUAAUACGGGUCAGGCAAUCUCUCACUGAGUCUGAGUCCAGCUAUAAAAAAGAGACAAAUAUGUGAAGACCGUAAACUUUUACAUAUUCUCUAAGCAAGUAGCAAUAAACCAAAGGACUUUGCCCACUGACAUGGUGUUAAAUGUAACGUGAGAGGCUCGAGUGACUUGUGAGACAUGCUGUGCGGUGCUGUGAUUCAUAGAGGAGAAUGAAGAGUGCCAGGCUACGCUAAGAUAAAUAGCACUUGGCUAGUUGUUUUUGUUUUGUUUUUUUGACACUGGGAGAAGACUGAACAUGGAGGUGAAGAGCAGCUUGAGGAGAGCUCAGUCCCUGAAAAACGUCUCCCCAGGUCAUGUCAGGUCAUGGACAGAAGCAGGCUUGUGGGACAGGAGGAAGUCUGUCUCUCAACUUGUGGCACAGUAUCAAACCUCACUGGACCCAGGAACGACCAGUCAGGCAGAAACACAAAAAGAUACCACUGAUGGAGAUUUACCUCAGUUGGAAAAUAUUUCAUCUGCCAGAAAUGAGACGCCAACUGUACUGGAAGCACUUUUGAAGAGAAAUGUGUUGAGAAAGUUUCAAUGGGAACAGUCACCUCACGGUGAAGGUGCAAAGCUCUCCCGUAGUCGAUCCAUGGAGAAUCUCCCGAGACAUAGACCUGGGAGCAUCAGUGCUUUACGAGCUCUGUUUGAGUCCAAGGCUGUUUUGAAACAAAAAAUCAGCAGCGCAAAUGUUUCAAACAAGACCAUAGUGACCCCAACUGUCAAUGGGAAUGUAGAGAUAGAGAUGUUAGCAGAGAACUCAAAAACCCAGAGUCUUCCCACUACUGUGGACAAAGUGGAGGAGGUUGGUCAAAAGGACGUUAAUAUGGUUCAGUCCAAUAGAAGAAGGACAAUAAGUGGUAUAUCUCUUGAAAAGUCAGGAGGCCAAGACGAUGAGAAGAGGAGGUCUCUAGUAGACCACAAAGAUUCCAGUUCAGUCUACGGACAAGAAAAACCAUCAGCUUCCGUAAAAGCCUUGUCUGCUCUCUAUUUGUCGAAAUUAGCAGCUGUGGAGUCCAAGGGGCACUCCAUAAAACCUGAUUGUGCAGCCCAAGAUCACAUGCUUUCUCCUGUCAAGAAAAACACAGCCAGCAAGGCUAAGAUGGCAGACCAAACCCACCAAAUGGAGGUUGCAGAGGGAUUCAAUGAAAUUGAUGCAGGAAGAUACCAAAAUCUACCUUCUCAAAACAGUCAUCAACAGAAUUGUUCACUGAGGAGUGCUGAAAGCCAUGUCUUCUUACCUAUUUGCCCACCUAAGGAAACCUUCUCAGAAUUCUACCAAAAGAGACAGAAAAGUGAGUUGAAAAGGCUUUAUAGACACACCCACCCAGAAUUGAAGGCCCUGAACAAUGUUAUAGACAAGGAUUUAGAGGAAGCGCCAAAUUCAGAACUUGAACACACAACUACAAGCAACAGAUAUGAGGGGGAGGUUCAGUCCAUGCGAUGGAUGUUUGAAAACUGGACAUUGGAUAACAGUCAUCAUAGAGAUCCACAUACCACUAAAGAGUUCCUAGAAGAGAAUAUUGCUUCCCAAGAGGGAGAUGUUAAGGGCACCUCAUCUAUGUUUGAGCACCGCAAAGAUACUGAUCAAUUCAAAGUUACUGCAGGUCUGUCCAUAAAGGAUUGCGUCAGAGAAGGCAUUCACAAAGAUACAUGGAUGUCUGAGAAGCAUCCAAUAGAUGCCCUCAAAAGUCCUGGCCAAGAUGAUGCAGGAAUGGAAGCUGAACAGUGGAAUGAACUAAUCCAGAGUGGGGAUGUUUUCAGGGCAGAGCUGUGCUAUGUACUCCAUGAUAGCCCUGGAAACAUGUGCAAGCUCAAACCCACGUUUAACAAAGAACUCCUGAGCAGCAAUGUCAAAAUGCAACACUGGACCCCAUCUGCAGACAAAAGUGUGAUCUUCCAGGGUAAUCCCUUGGAAGAGGACCAAAAAGACAGUAUUGGUAGGGACAGACAGGGAUGGAUGACUGAGGGGCAAACCUUGGAUGAUGUUUGCCAAGUGGCUAAGGAAGACAAAUAUCAAGAAACUGCAGAUACAGUGAAAGAGGUCAAUGUCAUGGCCAAAACACAGCUGUUUGAAACCCAGCCUCUUGCUGCAUUUAAAGAAGAACUGUCAGAUUCAGAGCAUACUGAAUCUAAGGAGGAUAUUGUUGGAGCAGAUGUGAGAUCUAUCUUAUGGUCAUUUGAAACGAAGUCUGUAGAAAAUCAUAAGGAUAGCAAUAAAUUGAGGGGCUGGGAGAAAGUCAGUGUUUCUGGAGGUGAAAGGGGGCUAGUUAUGAAGACAAAGCAUGUGCAUGAACCCUCCACCAUAGAUUGUGUCAGACAAGGGAACAUGGAGGGAGAAAGUGUUCAAAAUGCAUGUGGAACAGAAAACAACGAUGUUAAAUAUUGCAAACUCCAUUUUGAAACGAUUCCACAAAGAAAUCUUGCUCACUUAGAGAAUGACAAUAAAGCCCUCAAUAGCAUAAGUUGCAAUAUAAAAUAUAACAAAGCUUUAUUUGAGACCACACCUGUUAAAGACUGUUCAGGAAUUUUUCAUGAGGUCACAACGGUGGGCAGGGAAAAGAAAACAGUCAAUGGAAAUGUCCCAAACUACAAAUGGAUGUUUGAAACCAGAAUGCAAGACCAGCUUAAAGAAGGGAAAAUAAAUUUUGAAUUCAACAGAGGUAGGGAAAUUGAUUGCUUAAAUAGUGCAUCAAAAGAAGCAUCUCACUCAAGAGAUAGCCACAGUAAGAGGACUUGCGCUUUCGGUUUGGAAAAUAAGGAAAUGGUGGGGAUCCAUAAAACAGAACUAGACGAGAUGAUAGUGGAUGAGCAAAGUUCAGAUCUUCAGGCAGCCAUGCGGAGCCUCCGCCAAGCCACAGACGAAGCCAGGUUUAUUGAACAUACGGUACAGGAGAGGCAGCGCGCUUCUGCUCAAAAAUGCCUAAAUCAGGCCAGUCAGGCUGUUUCUCUUUCAACAGUGGAUGAUGCUGUUCAGAGGUCAGAACAAGAAACAGACUCCGAUGUCGUAAGCGGUAACGUGAAAGCUGCUAUAAAUGCUCAGCAGGGAUCUACAAUACUACAGUCCGUUGAUGAUGAAGAAAUUGUGAAAGGUAGUUUUCAAGCAGCUCUUCGGUCUCUGGAGAAGUCUAACAUUAAUAUUUCAAAAGGAGACUUCAAAGCUGCAAUGUUAUACAGAAAUGCGGGAAAAUCUUAUUCAGCACAAAAAAAGAAACAAGCUUUGCAGACUGUUUGCAAGCAGGCUAAUGUGGAAUCUUUACCCUCUUCGCAUACUCAAUUAUCCCAUUCAGUUCCAUUGAUGACUGACAAGUUGGCACCAAUGAAAAAAGCAGUGGUUGAGGAUCAUAUUACAGACAGAACUACAAAUGCCAAACCUCCUUCCUCCAUUUUGUCAAAUCAAUCCCAAAAUCCCCUACCAUUUAAUCCAAGGCCUGUCAAGCAAAAGCCAGCCAUUCCUCCUAAGCCUGAUCACCUGAAAAAAAUUCCUGGUCCUGUGACAAGGAGUCUACCUGUUCAUACAAAAAGGUCUGAGCACCUGCAGCAAACUCAGUGAUUUCUUCUGAAAACCCAAUAAACAAUAUUUUCCAUCCUUGCUUACAGUGUAAAAAUUGUAUUUUUAUGAUAAAAAUGUUUGUAAGACUUCACAGGAUUUCUCUACUGUUUUUCAAAACAUUGUCAGUCAUUUAGAAUAAUGGAAAUAACUUAUCAUUUAUUGGCCAUCUAUAACAUAGGAUGAUUUAUAGUUAAAUAACAUGAUUUAUACAGUUUCUUCCCAUCAUGAAAUUAUUUUUGACUGGAAAUAUUUUUUCAUUGAUAGAAUUAAGCACAUGCCACUGAAAAUGAAUAUAGUGGCGGAGAACUGUGUAUAUAUACAGAGCUACAUGAAGGAUGGGCAAAGUUUAGCAAAAAUGAGCUGGGGUAUUCAAGCAGCUCUUGACUGAAACGAAUGUGUUCCUGUGCAUGAGCAGCAAUGUAGCACUGCUAAUCAAAUAAACAUCCCCUCUCAACAAGAAACCCAUGAGAUAGAAUCCUCAUGGAGAUAGCUAUGAUUAACAGCAUGAACACGCAGUAAACAAGGUAGCACUAAAGAAAAAUACAAUAAUAAGCCAGAUGACAAGCAGCAACCAAUGGUGUCAGUCCACAAAAACUAAAUUAUGAGAGGCAACGUGAACACAGAAAAAG